GGCUUGCCUUCGAAAACUGCCACCUGCUCAGCAAGUGCAAACCCCGUAGGUCAUGUAUUUUCUGUGCGUAUGUUGAGUGCACUUCGAAGAACCCUGGCAUGCGGUCAGGCACGUCGAUCAUACGCUACCUCGAUAUCACCCACUGUCGCCCCCGAGCCCAAACAAUCACCCAGCAAAGCAGUUUCACAAACUUCAGCAGCCUUCGACAAUGAGGGGAAGAGGAAACGCAAGGUUGCGCCCCUUCAGUGCGCAAAGCACGCCAAGCGUAACCCUCUUGGGGUGCAGUUGCUUUCGCGCCAACUUCACGCACAGAUAUUCCGAAAUGUGUCGUUUCCCUCCCCCAAGCCAUCAUUCGUUCAGAUCGCGCGGGAACACCUGGAGAUGCAUGGGCUAGACCCUAAACAGGGAUCCGUUAUUCCCGAUAUUGGGUUUGCGCUGCCACCUCUGCAAGGGUCUACCAUUGACGAACAUUUCUACUGCAUUGGGUUGCAGGCUUCGCAACCUUGGUUGUCCCUUGCCCGAGAUCUCGCAAGUUCCGAGCUCCCGCCAAGACCAGACUAUUGGGAUAUACAGUCGGGUUGGACGAAGUACUAUUUCCACUCAGACGGGUCGAGCUACAGUGAAUAUGUCGAGUACCCGCAGCACGACGGCAAACCAGAAGAAAUUCUCGUUUUUGAUGUUGAAACGAUGCCGUCCUACCACCCGUACGCCGUCAUUGCUUGCGCAGCUUCCAAGAAUGCCUGGUACGCUUGGAUAUCCCCAUGGCUCUUAGGGGAGUCCAGCGAUGUAGAACACCUGGUAUCAUUGGGGCCGCCAGACAUCCCACGCGUUGUGGUCGGGCACAACGUUUCAUAUGACCGCCAACGGAUCCUAGAAGAGUAUAGUUUGAGGGGGACACAAACGCGCUUCCUCGAUACCAUGGCGCUCCAUGUCGCUGUGAAAGGCAUAUCUUCCCACCAACGACCUGCAUGGAUGAAACAUCGCAAGUCGAAGGCGGAGAAGCGUGAGCGACGCGAGGAGGCGGUUGAAAUGGUCGUUGGAAUGUUGCAGAACGUUGAAGUUCAGUACGAACGGGAAGCAGACGAUGAAAGAUGCGCCGAGCUUCGCCACCUUCGCAGUGAGCUAGAAGAGGGCCUUUCGCAACUUCAAUCGGAAGACUUCAACAUGGAUAUUGACGAGGAAUCAAAGAGGACGUGGGAGGACUUGACGUCCGCUAAUUCCCUUGCAGAUGUCGCCAAGUUGCACUGCAAUAUCGACAUCGACAAGGGAAUACGGGAGGAAUUUAUGAAGGCCAGCUCAUCCGAUGUACUCGAGCAUAUUCACGACUUCCUGAAUUACUGUGCAAAUGAUGUGUACGUCACGCAUAAGGUAUUCUUACGGGUACUCCCGUCUUUUCUUCAGCUAUGUCCCAGCCCUGUCUCCUUUGCCGGAAUUCUAGCGAUGGGUUCUAGUUUCCUCACUGUAAACGAGUCUUGGGAAACAUACCUAAAUAAUGCGGAACGGACAUACCAUGACUUGGAGGCAAAGGUGAAGAAGCGACUGAUAGAUCUUGCAGAAGAGGCCAAAUUGAUGAUGGAGGAUGGUUUGUGGAAGGAGAGCCCGUGGCUAGCUCAGCUCGAUUGGACCCCCAAAGUCGCAGGCAAAUCGCGAGGUGUCAUUGCCGGGCAUCAGGUAGCUGAUUCUGAACUAGACUCCAAAGGAAAACCCAUGCAGCCUGCGUGGUUCAGGGAGCUUGUCAAAAAGGGACCUCUCCAUCCUAGCAUCGUCAAUCGCAUGCUCCCGUUUCUAUUGAAGAUGUCUUUUGAUGGUCAUCCACUCCGGUAUACCGUAGAUGACAAGUGGCAUUAUGUCCAGGAUGGUGUGCUCUUCCGCCUACCUACUGCAGGGAAGAAGAAGACGAUUACGAUCCUAUCAACAACCCAUGGAUUACCCAAUUUGAAAAGCGGGAGACUGUGUGCCUCUGACUGUUCGAUGGCUUACGACAUAUCCUGUGGCAAGGGUGAUCCUAAGCUUGCGGAACGCGUUCUUGCACUUGCAAGAUCGCUCGUAGACCUCCAGAGUUACGAGGACGACCCAUCCCUGUGCCAGUUAGACUGGUCACCAGUCGACAGUGUUUCUACCUCGAACGAACCCAGUCUAUCAUUAGCGUCGUCAUCUGGAAAGGACCAACAGCUCAGUGUCUCAUGGCCGAAGUGGUAUUGGGAUCUUGCGCGGCCUAAGAAGGGUAUGCCUCCCGGCAGCCUCGAUAUCACAGUUCGUAAUCGGGUAGCCCCGAUUCUUUUGCAACUGUCAUGGCUAGGGUGGCCACUCUUCUACUCGCGCGAACACGGGUGGACAUUUCGUGUUCGUAAGGACGCCAAAUUCUCCACUCGCUUAUCGCCCCUCGACUUUUUCGACCGUGCCGAUGAUGCAUUAGCGGAAAUGAGCCAGGGCGACUAUGUCUUCUUCAAGCUCCCACACAAGGACGGUGACAAGGCAAACGUAGGCAGCCCAUUGGGGAAGACAUUCAUGAAGUACGCCCAGGACGGCACAUUAACGAGUCCAGGAGGGGAAGCAAACGAUGCACUGGACAUGAACGCACAGUGUAGCUACUGGAUCAGUGCGCGUGACCGAAUUCUGAACCAGAUGGUUGUCUGGCAGGGUAACAACGUCGACAUGGGGAUAAAGGAUGAGGUCAACUCACCGGGACCCCCACAGAAGUGGGGUAUGAUUCUUCCCCAGGUCAUCACGAUGGGUACAGUCACGCGGCGGGCGAUCGAGAAGACAUGGCUUACAGCAAGUAAUGCAAAGAAGAACAGGGUUGGUUCGGAGCUGAAAGCGAUGGUGCGGGCACCCAAGGGAUAUGCCAUUGUUGGUGCGGACGUCGACUCUGAGGAACUUUGGAUUUCGAGCUGUAUGGGAGAUGCACAAUUUGGCCUUCAUGGUGCUACAGCACUUGGGUGGAUGACCCUGGAGGGGACGAAAGCAGCGGGCACAGACUUACAUUCCAAGACAGCCAGCAUCCUGGGCAUAUCACGGGAUCAGGCUAAGGUGUUCAAUUACUCGCGUAUCUACGGCGCGGGUAUGCGACAUGCUGUUUUGCUGUUGCUCCAGUCUAAUGCGAGCAUGCACCCCGACCAAGCGCAGAAGCUAGCGGAAAACUUGUAUGCGACAACCAAGGGUAAGAACACCUACCGCCCUGAUCUUUUCGGACGAAAGUUUUGGUAUGGCGGCACCGAGAGCUUUGUCUUCAACAAACUUGAGGAGAUUGCACUUUCAGACCGACCUCAGACGCCUGCUCUGGGUUGCGGUAUUACUGCCGCGUUGUCAAAGGAGAAUCUACCGGAGGAGUUUGGCGCCGACUUCAUGACGUCACGCAUCAAUUGGGUUGUCCAGUCGUCGGGGGUGGACUACCUACAUCUCCUGAUCGUGGCCAUGAGCUAUCUUAUAUCCAAGUACGACAUUGCAGCCCGCUACCUAAUUUCGGUCCAUGACGAACUCCGCUACCUCGUCGCCGAGGAAGACCGAUACCGUGCGGCACUCGCACUGCAGAUCGCGAACCUCUGGACGCGCAGCUUGUUUGCAUUCAAAUUGGGGAUGGACGAUCUCCCUCAGAGCGUAGCCUUCUUCUCGGCUGUAGAUAUUGACCACGUCUUGCGUAAGGAGGUUGAUAUGCCCUGUUUCACACCUUCGCAUCCUACGUCAAUACCUCCAGGAGAGAGCUUAAACAUCGCCGAGUUACUGGGAAAGACUCAUAAAGGCUCUUUGUGGAGGGAUGGCAGAGCAAUGGCUGUAGAGGCCGCUUCACCGUUUACGGAUGACCUGACUGGAUAUCAUCCUUCUAAUUGUCUCACACAUCGCGCGGACAGCCCCGCAUUCUUACGUGCCCAGGCAACCAAUGAGCUUGCUGAAGUCAAACACCUUGCACAGCAAGCGGGACAAGUUAUGGUUAGCAACCGCGCAGGGAAUAAGACAAAGAAGGGCAAAGGAAGGUGUCGGUCACGUACGCACGAAACAGACCCGCUUAUUGAUAAUAUCGACUGGGAAGCAGUCAGAGAAGUGUUACAAGCCAGAUUGACCUGAGGUUUUUCCGGAGGCGCUAUUUUCCAUGAAUACGUUAUAUAACAUUAGAGUUGUACGCUCUACUUAAUCAACUGCCGCUGUAAGUAAUCACCUUUGAAGCCCUCAGGAUUUCCUCAGGAUCGCCCAGUGAAUUGAGGGUAGUAGAUAAGAUAGGUAAAGGGAAGGAAGCGACUGUGCCUUGCCAAACGUAGUAGACGAGGGUGCCUACUAGUAGUGCUUGUCACGUACCACGCUUUCGCUUCCUUGAGUUAUUGGGCCAUAUGUAUAGGUAUGAUACACUGGGUCAUGUCAAUAUUAC
This is a messenger RNA of Pisolithus orientalis, 4360 nucleotides long. RefSeq names its product DNA polymerase family A-domain-containing protein. Lineage: Eukaryota; Fungi; Basidiomycota; Agaricomycetes; Boletales; Pisolithaceae. The transcript is spliced from 3 exons. Gene Ontology annotation, biological process: mitochondrial DNA replication. Gene Ontology annotation, cellular component: gamma DNA polymerase complex; mitochondrion. Bases 70 to 4062 code for a protein of 1330 amino acids. The record is from RefSeq and is a predicted model, not a curated record. Gene Ontology annotation, molecular function: DNA binding; DNA-directed DNA polymerase activity; 3'-5' exonuclease activity.